Messenger RNA from Plectropomus leopardus (leopard coralgrouper), 546 nucleotides. NCBI's taxonomy places the organism in Eukaryota, Metazoa, Chordata, Actinopteri, Perciformes, Serranidae. The record is from RefSeq and is a predicted model, not a curated record.
GCGAGAGUUGCAGCAGGAGGGUUGAAAGUGACCGCUGCGUGUCAACACAGAGCUUCUGGAGCUGCAAGAAUCCUCUCCGCUCCUGCACUUCAGAGAGCCUGUUUCUCCACCGGCUCUUCCAGAUGGACCCCUGCUGUCACUCAGCCUGCUCCGGAUUUUAAGGGCACAGCUGUCUACAAGGGGGAGUUCAAGGAAAUGAGCCUCGCUGACUUCAAGGGCAAAUACCUGGUCCUCUUCUUCUACCCGCUGGAUUUCACCUUCGUGUGUCCAACUGAGAUCAUCUCAUUCAGCGACAAGGCCAGUGAGUUCCACGACAUUAACUGUGAGGUGGUGGGAGUGUCUGUGGACUCUCACUUCACUCACUUGGCAUGGAUCAACACGCCACGCAAGACUGGAGGUUUGGGCAACAUCCACAUCCCCCUGCUCUCCGACCUCAACAAGCAGAUCUCUAGAGACUAUGGGGUGCUGCUGGAGGGUCCAGGCAUUGCUCUGAGGUAUGUUCAUUAUGUGAUCUAUUCACAGCUGUCAUAAAUAGGACAUGGAAAU